GUCACUGUCGUCUUCUUCACUCUCCAUGAAUCAAACACAGUCCUCCUCCUUCCCCCAGCUUCUCGUCCUUACCUCUCCGAAAUUCGACUGAACAAAAUAAACCACGUAGGCAUGACGAGUCUUAGCUUUGACGAAUCGAAGACGCUAUUUGCGCUGUUGAAAGCCGAGCAAAGCCCAAUACAUGAGAUCGUGUCGGACUUUAUUUCCAGAUUCCCAUCCCAUCGGCUUAUCCAUGUCUGCCAUGCACUCUCCUUACUCCUGGAGGACAAAAAGAUGUUAAAUUCUACUGAACGUUUGAUAGCAUUUGCCAUGCUUCAUCAGAGUUGUUCAACCCAGCAACCUUCUGGAAACCCCUUCAUAAGUUUUAUUGUAAAUGCUGCUUGUGAUGAUGAAGCUGAAAAGUAUGAGAGGGCAUUUGUUCUACAGUUGUUGGGCUCUGUUGUCUCUAGCAGUAGCAAAGAGUUUCUUGAACAGCCUGCUACUGGCUACAUUACUGGCUUUGAUCCUUCAGGUCAUGUUUUCCCAAAGCGUGAACAGCUGCUGCAGCAGUACAGUGAUAAAGUUUAUCCAGAGCUAUAUAAGGGUUUAUAUAGUACAGCCUCAGUAAAAAAUGUGGUGGCAGAUCCUGAUUUACCCCGUGGUUGUGAUGCAAAUUCACCAGAGUUUGAUUUGCUACCUGGAGCCAAGCCUAAACUUGGAUCUGGAGAUAGGGACGAGAUGCUUACUGGACUUUUGGCGAACGUCUCGUCUGAUGGAUUAGGUCCUCAGCUGAUCAGGCCUCUUCCACCUAUGUUACAAAUACUGCGUGGAGAUCUAGUGUGGCUCACCCCUGACAACAAUCAUGAGCUUUCAUGGGAUCAUGGCAUGUGUGCUGAUACCAGCAGGGGAGCAGCAGUUAGGAAAUUAAUUGCGAAAGCUUUGAAGGGAGCACUUGCACCUAAUCAACAAGAGCAAGUAUUGGUUGAGUUGUCAAAUGAUCCAAAACUAGUCUAUCAUUGUGGACUUACGCCAAAAAAACUACCGGAUUUGGUGGAUAACAAUCCCCUUAUUGCGGUUGAAUUUCUUACUAAGUUGAUCAAUUCACCUGAAAUUGCUGAGUAUUUUACAGUUCUUGUCAGUAUGGAAAUGAGUCUACAUUCUAUGGAAGUUGUAAAUAGGCUCACAACAGCAGUUGAACUUCCGAAAGAAUUUGUACGCCUGUAUAUAACAAAUUGUAUAUCAUCUUGCGAAAACAUCAAGGAUAAGUACAUGCAGAACAGACUAGUUCGACUUGUUUGUGUUUUCCUGCAGAGUCUAAUCCGAAAUAGGAUUAUCGAUGUUAAGGAUCUGUUCAUUGAAGUCCAAGCCUUUUGCAUUGAGUUUUCGCGAAUUAGGGAAGCGGCUACAUUAUUUAGGCUUCUUAAAUCCUUGGAAUGAAUGAUCUGUUCCAUUUUCCCUCCUAUUUUAUCGUGGGAGACAUGUUGGAAAUCAGAAUGUUACCAACCAGCAUUAACACGGUACGCGUACAUGUGACAUUGGGCUGUGAUUCUAAGGAUAAAGACUAUUAUUGCUGCUCUCAUGACAUUAUAAGAGUAUGGUUUUACCUUUUUUUCAUUAAAUAAGUUAGUUAAAUUAUAAUCAUGUAGAAUAUUUGCAAAUUGUUGGGAAUCAAUUUGCAAAGGCUUUAGUGGGUGUUAAAGUUGUAUGUUGACAUAGUUUUGGAAAGUAGAUGUGAGAAAUUCAAGAAUCUGUACAAUUGGGUUGGAACUUUUGGGUUGAACAAAUAUGUCUCCUUUUAUAUUGCUGAUAGUCUUUAACUUUUAGGUUGA
Messenger RNA from Tripterygium wilfordii, 1808 nucleotides. RefSeq names its product CCR4-NOT transcription complex subunit 11-like. The transcript has 13 exons. The coding region runs from base 112 to 1416 and encodes 434 amino acids. Lineage: Eukaryota; Viridiplantae; Streptophyta; Magnoliopsida; Celastrales; Celastraceae. Gene Ontology annotation, cellular component: CCR4-NOT complex. The record is from RefSeq and is a predicted model, not a curated record. Gene Ontology annotation, biological process: negative regulation of translation; mRNA catabolic process.